This is a messenger RNA of Olea europaea var. sylvestris, 2187 nucleotides long. RefSeq names its product START domain-containing protein 10. The transcript has 5 exons. Gene Ontology annotation, molecular function: lipid binding. The record is from RefSeq and is a predicted model, not a curated record. The coding region runs from base 1134 to 1850 and encodes 238 amino acids. Lineage: Eukaryota; Viridiplantae; Streptophyta; Magnoliopsida; Lamiales; Oleaceae.
ACCAAUGCAGAAACAUUGAACAUUGAUUUAAAAUAUGAAACCAGAAUAUCAACUCUAUAUUAUCUUUAUUAAGUGCAGAGAAUGCAUGUUUGAGUUAUAAAGUACAGCUUCUGGUCUGCAAUAACACAGUCAAACAACAGAUUAACAAAUUAAGACUAAGUUUUGUCAAUUUCUGUGUUUAGUUUAACAUUUAGCCUGUCGGGGCACGUGAUGGGGAGUGGGAUGGUAUGGGGGAACUGCAUGCGAGUGAGUGUUCUUGUUUUUGUCACAAAAAACCAGGCAAGUCUAGGUAUGAUAUUAAUGAGGGUUAAAAAAUGCGAGUAUUUUUCUAUAAUUAGGAUGAACAUUGUUUAUUACUUGUAGCCUACUAAAUCGGACAAGAUCAUACAUUUUUGAACCGACAAACCGUCUCGAUUACUAUAUUGGGCAUAUCCAUAGUUAAUCCUCCCAAUAAGCUUGUGUGGCGACUUGAUCCUAAGUCGCGCACAUGAGAAGCACAGUUCCAUUGCACUCAACCAAUGACCUAGUGACCUGAUAUGUUGACCAGAUCAACAAUCGAGUCGAAUCUGAUAACUAUGGUUUCUCUUCUACAGUUCUUUAUCCCUCGCUCUUAUCCUAGACAAAAGGAAAGAUUCUUGAGUUCCAAAAUAGCUGCAAAGUUAAGGGGUGGGGAAGAUAAUGCACAUGGAGUGUUUGUGGUUUUAACUGACACGGAAAGGUAGGGGUUAAGACAAAGAAAUGCAGUUCUAAUCAUGGAGAUGCUUCUGGCAUAGCAUGUGGAUCUAUCUCAUCCUCCACUUCAAAUUAUUAUGAUGAACCAACUCGUAUUAAAAUAUUUAAGCAAUCAAAACUGAUCUAUUUAUUUAAAUUUAGUCUUCAACACGCCCUUCAUGUACAAGACCAGAUUUAUUUGAAAUCAAAUGCACAAUAUUCAUAAAUGAGUAGUAACAAGACUCAAUCUGGGAACCUUUUGGUGCAUUAUUUAUUUAAAUUUAUUCUUCAACAUUUUACACCUUCAGAUAUCCCUCUGAAAAGCAAUCUAGGACUAGUACUUUCUCUAAUCUCUCUCCUCUUGCAUAUAUCUAUCACUCUUGAUCUUCAACUACCCUGCAUUCAAGAAACAAAAGCCCAAAAUGGGCAGUAGCCUAGCAAACUGCACUGGAUCCUGGUCUAUAAGUGAGGAAUCUCUAAGAAGAUAUGUGUUCUAUGCAAGUGAGAAUUGCAUACAAGAAUUACUCUCUGCUUCAGAUUCAAACAGUGUUGGGAGUGCUAAUGAUGGCUGGAAAGUACUUGGCAUAGACAAUGGAAUUGAGAUAUCGAAACAAAGGUCGGGAUCACUUCACACAUUUCGCAGCCGGUGGUUACUUAAGUCAGUCUCUCCUCAGCAAUUCAUUACGGUGGCUAAUGCCAUUGAUGCUGCUAAGCAAUGGGACUCUGAUUUAGUAGAAGCCAAUUACAUAAAAAACCUUGAAGAAAACCUCAGUAUAAUCCGCCUAAGAUUCGGAGAAAAAUCCAAGCCCCUAUUCAGAAACAGAGAAUUUAUAGUCUACGAGCGACAUGAAACCAUGGAUGAUGGAACUCUGGUAGUGGCAGUAGCUUCUCUUCCAAAAGAGAUAGCUGCUGGCUUACAUCCAAAGCAAAACAAUGCCAUUAGAGGCCUACUUUUGCAGUCUGGAUGGGUUGUUGAGAAGCUUGAAGAUGAUUCUUGCAUUGUCACUUAUAUUGUUCAGUUGGAUCCAGCAGGAUGGCUGCCCAAAUGCUUCGUGAAUCGGUUCAAUACAAAGCUGGUUAUGAUAAUCGAAAAGCUGAAAAAGCAACUACUAGCAUGUCCCGAUAAUGGUGUCGCAUAGUAUAAAGGAACCAAAAAGUGAACUAUCUUCGCGAUGAAGAUACAUAUCAAAUAAAGUUCGGCAACAUCUCUCAAGGAUCUUCAAGAGCUCAUAUCGACCAAAAAGUUUAGAACUUCAAUGUUGACUCUUUGUCACUUGGGCUGUAAUUUGUUUCUAAGUGUUAGAUUCUAGCUGCUAAAGAAUGAAAAUUUAAUUUCGUACAAUUAGUUAUUGCAUUGGAUAAAACAAGUUAUGCAAUCUUGGUCACUCCCUCAAGAACCCAAUUUUAGGUGUUAAAAACGAGAGUUGGUUUCAUGUCUAGUUCAAUAGUGAGUUAAAAUUGGCUUCACUGAAAUUU